Molecule: messenger RNA, 3000 nt
Organism: Annulohypoxylon maeteangense
Lineage: Eukaryota; Fungi; Ascomycota; Sordariomycetes; Xylariales; Hypoxylaceae
Exons: 3
Coding region: 215-2461 (748 amino acids)
Source: RefSeq, a predicted model, not a curated record
UGUUCCAGUUGAGGCUGUAAACCGGAAGCUUCCAAAGUCGAGCUUCACCUCCACUAUCAAUUACCAAACCUAAAUCCCCCCACCAUUGUGCAUUAAGCGGGUGUUGUUAUGACUUCUAACUUCAAGAAAUUACGCCACUUACCUUUAAUUGUUCAUAUCGUCAUCCUCUAACAGCAACUAACUGUAUUUGUUGAGGCUAACUAUCUGUGAUGAUAUGGCGAGGGCUACGAGCUCCGAAGGGGCGCUCCGAGUGAGCAGAAGUUACAGGGAAACUGGUCGCAAGAGGCACCGAAUUCCAAGCUCAGUACAUAUCCCUUUUGAGAGUUCCUUACAUCUCACCGUGCCCAACGAAGAUCAUCAUAUGGAAGAUGAACCUCCCGACGAUGACGAUGAUGACAACGACACUACCGAUUCCGACGAAAGCGACCAGGAGAAUGAUGCCUUCUUGGAAGAGAACGCUUUCCUAUUCGAAGAACCUCCCGGAAUUAAUGACGGACCCGUGAUAGUAGAUAUGAUGACGCCACAAGGAGUAUUAGCUGCCGGAUUAGGUGCUGGUUUCUUUGAAGGCGGCGUGUUGGAACUGGAUAUUCCUGACCCCGAUGAAGAAGAAGAUGACCAAGAUGAGACCAAUGAGGCUGAUGAGGCCGAUGAUGCGAUGGAGGGGGAGGGCCCACCGCAGGUUGCGACAUGGAGGAUGAAUCUCACGGCGUUAUCACAGGUCUACAAUAUUUACAUGGUAGCAUACAGAGACAAGAUCUAUGUCUCCCGGCCCCGUAGCUGCGUUACCAAUGCCCUACCUGUUGAACCUGACCUUAUUUUGCAACCCGAAGCGAGUACGAUGGGAAUUUCUAUCGGUGGUUACCUAGAUGAUAACUUUCCGCACCAGGUCAAUCAUCUUAUCGUUCGCGACUUCGGAAACGAGGAAAUUCUACUACUUGCCUACGACGACGGCGACGUCAUAGGCUACUAUACUCGUCAUAUCGAGAAUGAGCUUCUACGCCGUGAGAAGGAAGGUCGAAACAAUAAGUCUGUUCCUAACCCCUUCUUCCACGAAAACGUCGAAAAGAGCGCCUGGGGAUUGGCAGUUCACAAGCAAUCUCGUAUCAUCGCUGCCAGUUCUAACACCCACAAUGUUUCUGUCUUCGUUUUUGCCUUGACCGGCCAUCCAUAUCGACACACUCCUGAGGCUGAUGAGAUCGAACUCUUCAGAAAUGUUGUUAAAGAUGACCAUGGCGAAUUCGUGGACCCGAGAAGAUAUUCAUUCCCGGACUGUGACGCUGAACACGUCUCGAAUGGUUCGAAGAUCGCUGCACUGGAAAGUGCAAUCCGACGUCGAGAUGCCAAUUGGCGUAUUGUCCUUGAGACCGGUCGCUUAGGGGUUAAUAUCCCGAACAUUGAUUUCAGUAGCGAUGCGGAUGGAGAGGCAGAUAAGGUCGUGGCAGUAGACAUCAACGGACGACUCUGGUUGAUGGAUAUUUGGUCCUUUAAUCAUCACCCCCAUGUCAAAAUUGAUGGUCUUCAUCUAGGUCAACCUCGUCUUAGGCACCAAGGAGCUACCCUUAAUUCACAUAAACCUAGGGGGUGGGGCGUACUUGUGUUGCCUGAAAGCAGUUUUCUUCCGAUGAAGAACAAGGAGGAAGCGAUCGGCAUGGCGUUGGACGACGCCAGAUACGUCUCGAACGACAAAGUCGGCCGUUGGGUGGAUAUUAGCCUAGGCAUUAAGAAUGUGGAAAACAAUUCAAGGGUACAUCCAUGGGUUAGAUGGGGACAUCAUACACAAUUCGCCUUCAACCCCCUCGAGCCUAGGAGGGUCCAGCUCGAGGUACCAUGGUGUGAUUUUGGUAGCUCUACAUCGCCUCCUUCAAAGAAGGACGCCAUGGGAGACAAAAUGUCACGUCAUGAGCGCGAAUCUCGUACAACUUUUAAACCUCAGCCGAAAUUAAGGACUGUCCUAAGGGAUGGAAGCAGUAUCAUGCGUACGUACGAAAUGGAUAUCGAACUUCGCAGCUUCGAGGAAGAAGGUAGAGGCAUCAUGUUUGAGAAAGUUAUCGAUCAACUGCGGCCUUCUCAAGCAGUAUUGCCACUGAUGAGAGUAGCACACGAACGUCUAGCAAACCUCAUUCACGUCCCGGAAUUGUCGUUGGUCGUAGCCGCCUCAUUAUGUGGAAGGGUAGCGCUUAUCACCUUGACACGUCCAGAGGAAAAAGGCCUCUCUUUUAAACGUGCAUUCAGGGUUGAAGCGAUUUUACCCACUGCACAUGACGAAGACAGUGACAGACGACCCAUCUGUCCCUUAUUAGGCGUGGCUAUCGGGCCUAUCCCAUUUUCCGGAAGUCCUGAAUUAGCAGACAAGCCUAUUAACGCAAGGCCAUACCGCAUCAUGCUUCAUUUCUACGAUCUCAGCAUCCUGAGCUACGACUUGUCUCGGUGCUCAGCAACGGAUUCUCUCUCUAUUAGCUAAAGACACAAUUUCCCUUCUUCCCUAGACUAUGCUGUCAUGAUACCCAAGGGUUUUGCGUGGUCUAUUUUCAUGGAGGCCGGUAGGCGUUUAGGUUGCAUGAAGAUGACGGAUGGUGGACGAGGCUUCCCAAUCAUCCACGAGCUCGUCCUCGUGAGGCGUUAGGUGAAAUAGGAUUGGAAACAAUGUCAUGAAUGAAAAUGAGUCUUUAAGUCAAUUUCUUUUGCGCUGUUACUAAGCAGCCUGGUUUGAAAUGUAUGGAUGUGACAUGAAAUUCAGUGGCGGCUGACCGUGGGGGAAUCAAACCGAUCCAGCAAGGAUGUUUCCUUCUAGAACAACUCUCCACGGCAAGGAUGGAUAGGUACGUAUGGCGAUAUGUCAGGAACAUGAAUUUGGACCUGCGUUCUCUCUUAGGAUGGCCACUUUUACAUACGUACUAUGUAUGUGUAUGUGUAUCGAUAAGGAGUGAUAACUUACGAGCUGAGCUUUGUCUAUCUUGUGUCUAUGUAGGUAUUUAUGGUUAAAAUAUUCGAGAGUAGAUU